CUGUACACUCGCCUACAUAACUUUGGAAAUGUUGAUCUGCUGUAUUGAAGGCUGCGAAUUCAACAAUUUGAUUUCCAAUGAUGAGCAUAUUAGGUGCUGGUUGUGUGAUGAAUAUGCUCACGCAAAGUGCGCGGGCAUAACUAAUAAUGUAGUGGAAAUUAUUGAAGGAAGAAGUGGACUCAAAUGGACCUGUGAAAACUGCAGAGUGAUCAAAUCUCAGAUGGGAAGAUUUAUGAAACAAACGCGUACGGAAAUUACCGAACUCUUUAAAGAAAUUCGAGCUGUCCAUGACAAGUUGGCGAAGCUGGAAUCGCAUCUUACAUCUCUCGACCCCCAAGUGCCAGCUUUCCCUGUGGACGCUGAUUUUAGAUCUAACACCUGUAAAAACACACCACCUACUUUUGGGGAUACUAAUGAUGACAAAGAAGUUGAAGAAACCGAGUCAUCGAAUGUUAAACACAAUGCUACGGGUAUGCACCUAGUGAAAAUAUGGCAUCAUAAUGCGGCUCCUGUGGUACUACCUCUACAUCCCAAUCCGGAUACUCUCAUAGCUGUUCCUCCAAUGAAAGCUGUGUUCGUAUCUAGGCUUAUAACUUCAACUACUGAAGACGCUCUUAAGCACUACAUAGUUGCCAAACUCUCUCAUCCCAAUCCCGAUGACAUCAUAGUGAGAAAAAUAUAUAAUAAACAAAGACGAAAAAUUGCAUCGUUUAAAGUGAUGGCACCCGAUUUUAUAUAUUACAUGAUUUUAAAUCCGGGAUUUUGGCCUGAACAUAUCAUUGUGCACGAGUUUAUCAAAAAAAGCCAUCUCCAAACCAAUGACCAACCAAUCUUCACAAAAUAUUGUUAA
Drosophila erecta is the source of this 850-nucleotide messenger RNA. RefSeq lists its product as uncharacterized. The transcript has 2 exons. Bases 29 to 850 code for a protein of 273 amino acids. The record is from RefSeq and is a predicted model, not a curated record. Lineage: Eukaryota; Metazoa; Arthropoda; Insecta; Diptera; Drosophilidae.